CCACAAUCCAGCUACACGUUGGGAGCAAUAAUCGCUUCUCUUAGAACUGCCACUGUUCGCACGCCUUUCGUUUCCAUUUUCGUUGUUUCAGUGCACCAAUUCAACUCCACAAUGCCCGGCGUAAAUGGCACAACGAACGGGUCGACGGCCUAUGGAGAGGUCGCUAUCGAGAAGAUUGUUGAAGACGAACACAAACCUACAGCACCGGCACAGACAAGCGAAGAUGACAUGCAGCUUGUGUUGCAGAGUUUCAGACUGCUUAUAGCAGAUCUAUGCCAGCAGUUCGGCAUGGGACACCCUGGUGGGGCCAUAGGAAUGGCUGCGAUUGGUGUAGCCCUCUGGAAGUACGCCAUGAGAUACGCGUCACAACAGCCCGACUGGUUUAAUCGAGACCGCUUCGUCUUGUCCAACGGCCACACAUGUCUGUUUCAGUACACUAAUCUAUAUCUCUCCGGUUACAAAGCGAUGACAUGGGAGCAACUCCUCUCAUACCACUCGGAACGACCCGACAGUCUGUGUCCUGGACACCCUGAAAUCGAGCACGAGGGCAUCGAGCUUACCACCGGGCCCCUGGGGCAAGGCAUUGCAAACGCGGUUGGCCUGGCAAUGGCAACGAAGCACCUCGCCGCCACUUUCAAUCGCCCGGGCUACGAUGUUGUUGAUAACCACACAUGGUGCACCAUCGGUGAUGCAUGUAUGCAGGAAGGAGUUGGAUGUGAAGCCUUCAGUUAUGCUGGUCAUCUGGAACUCGGCAACCUCACCGUAAUCUAUGACAACAACCAAAUCAGCUGUGAUGGCAGCGUAGAUCUGACGAACACUGAAGAUGUCAAUAGGAAGAUGGAAGCUUGUGGUUGGGAGGUCAUCAAUAUUGAAGAUGGCAACAACGAUGUUGCGGGCAUUGUCGCAGCAAUGGAAAAGGGCAGAGACAAGACUAGGGAGAGACCGCUCUUCAUCAACGUCCGCACUAUCAUCGGUAUGGGUAGCGCCGUAGCGGGCCAAGCCGUCUCCCACGGCGCACCCCUCGGCGCUGACAACGUCGCUGCCAUGAAGAAAGCCUGGGGCUGGGACCCAGAGAAGCACUUCCACAUCCCGGACACAGUCAAGAAAUUCUACGCCGACAUCCCCCAGCGUGGCGACCAGCACGUGCAGAAAUGGACUGACCUCGUCGCCGCAUAUACCAAAGCCCAUCCUGACCUAGCUCAAACCUUCAAAGACCGUAUGGCCGGCAAGCUGCCCGACAACUGGCAGUCCAUGAUCCCGACCUCAUUCCCCACCGACCCAACACCAACCCGCAAAUCCAACAAUCUCGCCAUGGCCGAGCUCUUCGCCAAAGCCCCUACUUUCAUGAUUGGUACUGCCGACCUCACCCCCUCCGUAAACCUCACGCAUCCCAACUACCAAACCUUCAACCCACCCUCCCUCAUCCCCACCUCGGGGCCCCGCGGCUCCUACUCCGGCCGCUACAUCCACUACGGCAUCCGCGAGCACCUGAUGUGCGCCAUCGCCAACGGACUGGCAGCCUACUCCCCAUUCACCAUCCUCCCCGUGACCUCCACCUUCGCCAUGUUCUACCUCUACGCAGCGCCCGCCGUGCGCAUGGGCGCCCUCCAGCGCCUCCCCGCCAUCCACAUCGCAACCCACGACUCCAUCGGCGCCGGCGAGGACGGGCCCACGCACCAGCCCGUCGAGCUCGCGGCACUGUUCCGCGCCAUGCCGCACUUGACCCAUAUCCGGCCUGCGGACAGCGAGGAGGCGGCGGGCGCGUGGCUGGUCGCGGUCGCGAAUAGACACGGCCCGAGCAUGAUCAGUGUCAGUCGCCACGCGCUGCCGCAGCUAUCGGGGCUCACGAAGCGCGCGGAUGUCGCAAAGGGCGCGUACGUCCUCCGCGACGCGCCCGACGCGCGCAUAACCCUGAUCAGCGCCGGCGCGGAACUGCACCUCGCGCUGAGCGUCGCGGACAUACUGAUCUCCCGCGGGACGUCCGCCCGUGUGGUGAGUUUCCCGUCGCACGCGCUGUUCCGUGCUCAGCCGCUCGCGUACCAACGCUCAGUGCUGCGGCGCCAUGAGGGCGUGCCGGCGGUGGUGGUCGAGCCGUAUGUGGCGCUGGGGUGGGAGCGGUGGGCGGAUGCGGGCGUGCAUAUGAGCGGGUUCGGGCACUCGCUGCCAGGGAAGUAUGUGUACAAGCAUUUCGGAUUUGAUGCGGAGGGGAUGGCUGGGAGGGUUGGGGAUUUCUUGGAGAGCUGGGGGAGGGGUGAGGUCGGGAGGGGGGAGUAUGUGGAGUUGUAGGUAGAGCAGGGGAAUCUGCUGUAAUUGUUGGUCGACAGGAAGGUAAGCGUUGUUAAAG
Messenger RNA from Boeremia exigua, 2344 nucleotides. Its product is annotated as Transketolase, thiamine diphosphate binding domain-containing protein. Gene Ontology annotation, molecular function: transketolase activity. Gene Ontology annotation, cellular component: cytosol. The transcript is spliced from 2 exons. Gene Ontology annotation, biological process: pentose-phosphate shunt. The record is from RefSeq and is a predicted model, not a curated record. NCBI's taxonomy places the organism in Eukaryota, Fungi, Ascomycota, Dothideomycetes, Pleosporales, Didymellaceae. The coding region runs from base 112 to 2286 and encodes 724 amino acids.